Molecule: messenger RNA, 1220 nt
Organism: Arabidopsis arenosa
Lineage: Eukaryota; Viridiplantae; Streptophyta; Magnoliopsida; Brassicales; Brassicaceae
Source: the annotation of a GenBank genome assembly
ACAAAUAACGGUCAGCGAGACUUGAAAUUUCAAAAUUCAAUUCUUCAAAUCCUCUUUGAAGAAAAAAACGAGUUAGGGUUUUACAUAAUCGCAUCGAGAAGCGAUUUUGUUUUUCUAUCUUCUUCUGAUUCUUUUCUCCGAUCAAUUGAAUUACGUCUUCAAUGGCGUCUUCGAUUCGUUGGGUCAAUUCAAAUCGGGAACCAAGAGUUUUUGAGUUUUCGUCGAUGAUAAGUCUGACGAUUGAUAGUUACGAGGAUUAAGACUUAUCUAUUGGUUUGAAUCAGGAUCAUGUGAUAGUCCUACCAAAUCGAAGAAGGUGGCUCAGUAAGCAAAAGCAAAUGAGGGGUCGUGUCUCCUGCUUCAUGGUCCAGAGAUCCAAAAUUUCGAAGGUGAUUUUGUAGUCAAGAAGAUAGAUAUGGAUGGUGUUGAAGUGACUGCUGAAGAUUUUAAUGCAAAGCUUGACGUUUCUCUUAAGGCAUGGAAGGAUCAGGGGAAAAAGGGAAUUUGGAUAAAACUGCCUUGUGAGCUUUUAAGUCUUGUUGACGUUGCAAUUAAGAAAGGGUUUACAUACCACCAUGCCGAGAAUGAAUAUGUGAUGCUUACAUCUUGGAUCUCCGACUUGCCUAGCACUAUUCCUGCCAAUGCUUCUCAUCGUAUUGGGAUUGGUGCUCUUGUACUAAACAAGAACAGAGAGGUGCUUGUGGUUCAGGAGAUUGAUGGUGUUUUCAAAGGUACCGGACUGUGGAAGCUUCCUACCGGUGUCUCCUGCUUCAUGGUCCAGAGAAACAACAGGUGUAUCAAAGCAGUCGAAUCCCGACUUGGAUCAGACUUCAAAAGACCAUUUCCAUUUAGUAGGCAAGAGCAAAUGACGGGUUGUGUCUCCUGCUUCAUGCAGAUAUCUUUGAGGUCCAGAGAACAAAAAUUUCGUAAGGUGAUUUUGUAGCCAGGAGCAUGAGAGUGAGAUUCAAGCGAGUACAAGCGAAAACAGUGUCCUGCAUACAAAAGUAAAGAGAAAGUUUGUGGUGUUUAUUCCCUCAGCACUUCCUCUUAAGGUAAUUCAAUCUCUUUGUCUUCGCUUAGUCUCUUACACGGUUACACCAAUUGGCAUUUGAGUAGACUCUGCACAAUUCUCGUCGCUGAGAAACAGAACUUCAAGGAGAGAUUUAUCGGCCAAUGAGAAAAUGAAAGGUUAUGUAAACAAAUAAACUCUUUUUAGUCUU